Molecule: messenger RNA, 2903 nt
Organism: Erinaceus europaeus (western European hedgehog)
Lineage: Eukaryota; Metazoa; Chordata; Mammalia; Eulipotyphla; Erinaceidae
Gene: CCNJL
Product: cyclin J like
Exons: 6
Coding region: 256-1431 (391 amino acids)
Biological process (GO): regulation of cyclin-dependent protein serine/threonine kinase activity; mitotic cell cycle phase transition
Cellular component (GO): cyclin-dependent protein kinase holoenzyme complex; cytoplasm; nucleus
Molecular function (GO): cyclin-dependent protein serine/threonine kinase regulator activity
Source: RefSeq, a predicted model, not a curated record
UCCCCCAGCGAGCGAAGUAGGCCCCCGGCGGCCAGGAGGCUGCGAGCUGCGGCGGGACCUGAGCGCACGCAGAGGCGCAGCGGUUGCGGGGGGCAGCCUGGCUGCGGGGGGCUGCAGUCCGGAACGUGGGGCACCCGCGCGGGCCCGGCACUCUGCGGGCACCCAAGGAAGGGCCAGGCGUCCGCAGCCCCUGAGAGGGAUGCGGUGCGCGCUGGGAGCCCAGUAACCACGGAUCGCGGCGCUACGGACGCGGCGAUGGAUGAGCCGUGGUGGGAUGGGCGCGUGGCCUCGGACGUCCACCACACUCUGCGCGAGAAGGAGCAGAAGCUGCCCAUCUUCCAUGCCCACUCCCCACUCCUGAAGAGUCGCCGAUUCUUUGUGGACAUCCUGAUUCUGCUGAGUAAUCAUUGCCAGCUCUGUCCUGCAGCCCGGCACCUGGCGAUCUACUUGCUGGACCACUUCCUGGACCGCUACAACAUCACCACCUCCAAGCAUCUGUAUGCUGUAGCCAUCUCCUGCCUCCUGCUUGCAAGUAAGUUCGAGGACCGGGAAGACCGUGUGCCUAAACUGGAGCAGAUAAACAGCGCUCGGAUCCUGAGCAGCCAGAACUUCACCCUGACGAGGCAGGAGCUGCUGAGCACUGAGUUGCUGCUUCUGGAAGCCUUCCACUGGAACCUCUGCCUCCCCACGCCCGCCCACUUCCUUGAAUACUACCUUUUGGUUUCUGUCAGCCAGAAGGACCACCACUGCCACAGCUGGCCCACCACCUGCCCUCGAAAAAACAAAGAGUGCCUCAAGGAGUAUGCCCACUACUUUCUGGAGGUCACCUUGCAAGAUCACAUCUUCUACAAGUUCCAGCCAUCCCUGGUUGCUGCAGCCUGCGUGGGGGCUGCUAGGAUUUGCCUUCAGCUUUGUCCCUACUGGACCAGAGACCUGCAGAGGAUCUCAGACUACUCCCUGGAGCAAAUUAGCACAUGCAUGGAGGUCUUGCUGGUAGCUUAUGACAACAUCCUCAAGGAUGCCGUCGCUACCAAGAACCAGGCCUUAGCCAUGGUGCCCAGCACGUCCCCCACCACUACUACACAGGUGUUGGUCCAGCCGCCAUCCUACUCAGCCCACCCAGCCCUCAGCCAGCCUGCCACGGCACCCCCACCACAUUUCCAGGCAGUCGGGCAGGACCUGUGCUUGGCCUAUCGGGACUCACUGCAGGCCCCCCGAACUGGGAGCCUACUCUCAGGGAGCACUGGCUCAUCCCUCCACAGCAUGCACCCUGCCCUCCAGCCACUGGACAUGUGUCCUAUGCCUUUGCCCCCAUCCCUCCGCGUGCAGAUGGCUCUUGCGACUGAGCCCAGGCACUGUCUUGCCUCCACCUACAGAAGCAGCUACUUCAAUGGAAGUCACGUGUUCCCUGCAAGCUGUUUCAACCGAUAGCAGGAGUAGGGGCCCUGCACACUGGAUAGAAGAAGACGCUGAAGGACACAUCCCUGGGGGAACACUGCCUUGCUGACUUGGGCAUAGUGGGUUUGUGGUCUUUUAAAUAAAAGUAACCCAGAGCAAAGCAGGCCAUGGCAUAACUUCCCUGAGAGCAACCUCUGGCAAGCAUCUUCCAUACAAGGUGUGAGGCUAGAGUUGGAGAAAGUGAUAAAGGUGAAGGAGCCAGGAGACUGGGCUCAUCUUCAUCUGCCAGCCUGUUGGGCUUCUUUCUUCUUUGCCAAAGGCAGCGAUAUCUCCAAAAAGGAAGAAGCAGCCUGUCCCGCUCUGGACCUCUGCCGGAUGCCAUGGACAGAUGCCUCUCACCUUUGUCAUGGAACCUAGAGCCUGUUUGUGUCCCUCACGCCCACCCCCCAGCAGGUUGGCGAACUGCUGCUUCCCCCAGUGCCCUAGCUUUCUGUUCAGUCAAAUGUCUUGUUUACAUUCUGCAUCAGGGAUUUGGUGAUACUUGAAAUUUCCUUUGGAGCAAAGAAAAAAGAAAACAUUGCUGGCUACAGAGCUCAUCCCACUUGAGGGCUGUGGGUUGUCACAGCCAAGGUGGGCAGCUGGGCCUGGGGGUGGAGGGUGGGGGAGGCACAGCAGAGCUCUCUAUGCUAAAGCCCAUGGUCAGCCAAAAUGCCUUGUAGAUUCUCCAUCCUGGAUGCUGUGCUCUCACCUGCAGAACUUCUUUAACAGUAUGUUGUUGAAAUCAGGCUGAGAGUGAAGACCAGCACCCUGCAUCCCCAUACCCCAUGCAGACAGCAGCUGAGUCGGGCUGAUGGCAGAGGGGAAUGGUGUGCGCUAUCUGCCUAGCAUCAAGUGGAUUUAGGGGCUGGGGGAGUCCCUGGGCCAGUAACCACUGUGGUGGGAUCAGAAGCCAGUAGCGUGAUGAGAGGACUCUGGAAGCUGCUUGGAACCAUGUGCAAUAUGUUCUUACCCUGAUAAUGGCUUGCAUGCAGCAUGGUUUUUUGGUUGGUCCUAGGUCCCAGCACGCCCAGCACACCUGAGACAUGCACAGAGAUGUGGAAGUUAUUUUUGUUGUUAUUUUUUAGAAAACCCAGCUGGCCUUGACUUGUUUGCCCAUGCCAGGGGGCUGUGUCAGACGCUGCCUGGAGGUAGCCAUGUGCUGCCGAGUCAAAGCUGAGGCUGAUUUAUUAAGCAGAUGAGACUUCUGCAUGGAAACAGAAUUUCAGGGUGAGGCUGCGUGUGAAUUCAGCCAUAACCCGGUUGUCACAUUAGCAUAGGAAGCUGCACAUUUAUUUUUUGUUUGUUCUUUUCUUUCAGCCAGUUGCCUUCUAUUUAUGUGCAAAUGGUUUGGAUCCUGGUUUGGAUCCCAAGUUAUUGUGUUGCCCUGGCAGUUCUGAGCCUGGUGACUUGUAGAGCCUCACAACCAUCCCAGCAUCCCCUCAAUAAACACGUUACCUGUUCUCGUU